Messenger RNA from Dermacentor andersoni, 2735 nucleotides. RefSeq lists its product as uncharacterized. Lineage: Eukaryota; Metazoa; Arthropoda; Arachnida; Ixodida; Ixodidae. The record is from RefSeq and is a predicted model, not a curated record.
AUGAGGGAGAAAGCGGCGAGGACGGCUGCGGUGGCUCGCCCGCGGCGCGGCGGUGGCCUGUUUUUGCGCGCCGUGGGAUUGCGAAGCUCGACGGAGAGGCCGACGGCGCGCAACCCUUUCGCUCCGCCGCGGGAGCCGUUGGCCGCCGCUGCCGCCGGGAGUCGACGGAGGGGCGCGCGCGCCACGCGGCCCUGGCCUGGCGCCGCCGACCAGCCUUCUCGCGAGGGCAGCGAGCACACCGCCGUGUGGGCAGUGCUGUGUGCCGGCGGCGGCAUCGUCUCGGUGUUGCCAGCGCUGUGCAGUGUGUGCUGUGCGCUCUGUGAGGAGCGGGUAUGGUAUGCUUUGCACGCGGUGGCUGCUGCUGCUGCUGCAACGCAGCGAGCUACGAGGGCGGAGGCCGCCGCACCACCAUGUGGAGCCGCGUCGCUUUGCAGGACUGCCUGUUGCAAGCGCAACAACAUUGGAUAUACGCACAUACUCGAAGCACUGACGUGUUCGUUUCUUCAUUCGCGGUCCGGGCAUGUAGUGGGAUCUUCGCCGUUCUGGAACAGCGCCUGCAGCCCUGCGGUCCAUGGGCCCGCUCACUGCGAGUCCUCAACUAACGUUGGAACUCUUCAGACUGGUCCAAAAGGAGAUGUCCUUUCGCAGUGCUACAACUCCAUGGGCAACAAGAGCGUGCCGCCAACUGCGAGAGGAGAGCUGCCCUCGCCGCCGACUCGGACCGUGCGUCGAGUGAACGUUGCGUUUCUGUGUGCACCUGAAGUGAGGUAGUAGGUUGUAUAGUUCAGAACUACAUCUGCCAAGGAGAGCUAACUGUACAACUUGCUAACUUUCUUCGGGUCAUACAAUGUUCGUCGAGACUGCCUUCACGUUUGAAGACGCGCCUGCUGCCCCGGGCUAAGAAGUGCCUCGCACUUUCUCCUUCUAUAACGUAACGUUCUUACGGUGUCUUCGCUGAUCGUUGCGUCUACAGCCGAGGAACAACCUUGGACGGCCACCGUUUGAAGACGUAAAGUUACAUGGCCUGUUCUGUGAGGUUGGCGUAAAGGUAGGUACGCUUCCAUGGAUGACUCGAUGAAGAAGCACCGAGAUCUGCACAGCCACCGGACAUCUUCGUUACUCAGAAAAUUGACAGCGGCAGCGGCCCUGUUCCCCACUCCCUGAGACCCUUACUUGUGAUGCGUUCUGCGCCGCCUUCCCAGGUUAGGUUCUCAGGCCCUGGGUAACAGUUUGGAGAACGCAGCGGUCGUCACGUUCAACCUGCAGUAGACAAAGCACAAUAUUCUCGGGUCGGCGCUGUUCGCUGCAUGCUAGCGAUCUCUCCGUAUACGCUUUAAGUUUAGAUCUGUCUGUAUGCACUUAGGUUUGGAUCUGUCUGUAUGCACUUUAGGUAUAUAUAGUUUCGCACAGCACCGUGUAUAUCUAAAGCAUGCAUUCGAGUUACUGAUUUCCCGUAUACCCUGUAUUUGCGAAAUUUUGGAGUGCUUGAAGCAGUUGUCACGCCUCUGUCCGAGCUAAGCCAAGUGGGUAAGAGUAUGAAUACUGCUUUACUUAGGUCAGUUGACAUGGAAAGUCGUAGUAAGGGAUGUGCAACGAAAUUUCAAUUUUGUCUAUGUGGUGAUUCUUUCCGUACAAGCCAGAUCACGCCAGAGCCUUCGGACUCGGUGGCACAGAAUCCAUGCAACUGUUCGGAACGUGCCAAUCAGUUCAGAGGACUCGGCUAAGAUCAACUCAGGCUGCCUUGGGCAGCGCACAGAUCACGCCACGAUAGGCAGCGAAAUGGUGUGGUGUUCCUCUACAAGAGCAUAAAUAUAGUUUCGCUGAUUACUCUAGUUUUGAAUAAUUGGCAUGCUGCUGGACAGUGACGUGCGUAUCCUUGCGGUAUCAGCUGCGAUAUUUCUGAUAAUUAGCAUCUCAACAAGUUGGCGUUGAUCUAGGCGACGACAUUGCGACAUAGCCUAACACACUGGGUAGGCAAAUCUGAUGUUGAAUGUAGUCCGUCGUUGAGUAAACGAUUUGUUGCACUGUGGUGAAGACAGCAUCGCCAGCACAUGCAAAAAAAAUGCAUUCACAGGUAGAAGGCUCAUAGCAGUUCUAAACUAUAGUGGUUUGUUACUGGAGUCGCUUGAACCCUCCAGCCUCGCACGACCAGCUGGCUAACUUAAGGCUCACUUAAGGCCGACUCGACACCGAUUUCGGUCUGCCGACUGUCGGCAGACGGAAAUAGGCGUCGAGUCGGCCUAGUGUGAGUGAGCCUUCAGGUGUAGAUCCGAAAGUCUCUAAAUUGACUCACGUGCUAAUGCCUACAUAAAGUUCAUAUCUUCCGAGUCGAUAGUGCGUUAACAGCUGUUUCCGAUGCCGUGUUUCUGCGUGUGCCUUCAUCUGUAGAUUUCUUACCAGUAUAGUUAUCUCUCCCAACCUAAUGUUUAUCGCGUAUCAUAAGGCAUGUGCGUUCAGUGACCGUGACCGUGCAAAUUCGUUAACUAUUUGUCUGUACCUCUCUGUUUAUGUUCGUGUCUGAUUCUCCACGUUGAAUAAAGAAACAUUGUUGGUUUUUCGGCAUGCGAAUUCUUAACCGCUUUUCACGUAGUUGAUUUGUUUGUGAAGACUUGAUUCUAGUUUGCUUCUGUGUACAACGCGGCGGGUAUAGGUCAAAUAGUUGUUGCGUUCACGCAAAAACGAAUGUAUAUUUCGUGUUUCAUUUUUUUUUUUCAAAUAAAAAGUGUUGCGCUCUA